Messenger RNA from Onthophagus taurus, 2763 nucleotides. It is a transcript of the gene Nna1, whose product is annotated as Nna1 carboxypeptidase. The record is from RefSeq and is a predicted model, not a curated record. Gene Ontology annotation, molecular function: metallocarboxypeptidase activity; zinc ion binding. Lineage: Eukaryota; Metazoa; Arthropoda; Insecta; Coleoptera; Scarabaeidae. Gene Ontology annotation, biological process: proteolysis.
AGUGACAUUUGAAGUUGAAGUUUGAAGUAGUCGUAGAAAAUCCUGUGGAAAUCAGUCGCGUUUCGGAACAAUGAUUAACUAAGACCAAAAAAAUAAAUCAAAAACAAAUUAAAAUAAAUAAAUCAAGAUCGACUUCGAAUUUUUUCUACUCAAGAUCAUGGAUGAAUUUAGAUGAUAAUGGCUUCGUUAACUUCAACUGCUUUGCCACCGUUUUCGAUGGAAGAAGAAAUUACACCAGGAAAAGAAGGUGUUAAAAAUUUACAACAAUUAUUGUUUCCAUUAACUCCGAGAAAAGCCAGUUCCGACAGCUACUUAUGUAAUUUUUUAUUAAAAUCUGCGAACGCAAUCGAAUUUGAAGAGGAUCGUUUAUCGCAAGUCGUCCGAUUUAAAGAUUCGAAGGAAUCCAUCGGUAGAGAUUUAGAUUGUCCUUUGCAACCGCCUCGUUGGCCAACAGAAUGUCAAGUAAUAGAAGAGAAAAUCACCCAUAUUCCUUAUGUUCCAUCAUUUCCCGAAGCAUUUUAUAGUCCAACCGGAAAAGAAGUUCAACCAAAACCCAUCGGAGAAGAAUGUGGAAUCAUCAUUUAUCAAUAUUAUCCUAUAAACGCUGUUAAUUACUUUAAUAGAUCAAGCAUUGGAGGUAGUAGAUAUCUUUUAUCAACUUGUCCAUCACCGGAAGAGGAUUGUUUACGUUUCGAAUCGCGUUUUGAAUCGGGAAAUUUGGCGAAAGCGAUAAAAAUCACGAACACGUAUUACGAAUUGUACUUAAGAAACGAUAUGUACACUAGCAAACACACGCAAUGGUUUUACUUUAGGAUAACGCGUACCAGAAAAAACGUACUUUAUCGUUUUUCAAUCGUUAAUUUGAGUAAAGAUGGUAGUCUUUACAACGAAGGAAUGAAAUUGUUGAUGUACUCAGAAAAAGAUGCUCAAUUACAUUCGAUCGGGUGGAGAAGAUGUGGUGAUAACAUUACUUAUUUUUGUAAUGAGUCGAUAACUCCCGAUGAUCCAAAUCAACAACAAUUAUACACAUUAACAUUUACUUUAGAGUUUCCCCACGACGAUGAUGCCAUUUAUUUAGCUCAUAGUUACCCAUACACUUAUUCUGAUCUUCAAAAUUACCUUCAGGAGCUAACUACACAUCCUAUCAAAAGUACUUUUAGUAAUUUAAGGCUGUUAUGUAAGACUUUAGCUGGAAAUAAUGUUUAUUACAUAACGAUUACGUCGCCUCAAGUAACCGGAGAUCAGAAAAAAUCUGCAAUUGUGAUAACUGCCAGAGUUCAUCCUGGUGAAACCCCAUCUUCGUGGAUGAUGAAAGGGUUUUUAGACUUUCUAACAGGCGAUUCAGGUCCUGCUAAAGAAUUACGCGAUAAAUUCAUUUUUAAAUUAGUGCCAAUGUUAAAUCCGGAUGGGGUUAUUGUGGGUAAUAAUCGAUGUUCUUUAUCCGGAAGGGAUUUAAACAGACAAUAUAGAACUGUAAUAAGGGAAGCUUAUCCGUCAAUUUGGUACACAAAGCUCAUGAUAAGAAGACUUCUUGAAGAAUGCGGUGUUGCUAUGUAUUGUGAUCUUCACGCCCAUUCCCGAAGACACAAUAUCUUCAUUUACGGUUGUGAGAAUCGUAGGGGGGCUGAAAAACGUUUACACGAACAAAUUUUUCCAUUGAUGUUACAUAAAAACGCUGCAGAUAAAUUUUCGUUCGAAAGUUGCCGAUUUCGCGUUCAAAAAUGUAAAGAAGGAACUGGACGUGUUGUUAUGUGGAUGAUGGGAAUACCUAAUAGUUUCACUAUGGAAGCUUCAUUUGGUGGUUCAACACUUUCAACGAAAUCAGAGAUUCAUUUUCAUACCUCCGAUUAUGAACAAAUGGGGAAAUCUUUUUGCCAAACUUUAUUGGAUUUCUACGAUGAUGAUCCUAGAAAGGAAAUUUUAAGAUUAAAAAUCAUCAAUAGAUUAGUAAAAGAAGGUUCAAAUGCUGAUGAACCAACAAAUAUUCAAUUAUCAGAUUAUUCUAGUGAUUCCGGUGUAACAACGAGUGGUACAGAUGAAGAGGGUGGCGAUAACGAUAUCGAAGAAAUCCCUUUUAUUGUGCCACCACCAUCGCCAGCUAUUGCAAAAAAACCUUCUAAAAGCAAAAUUGUUCCUCAAAAAUCUAAAAACCAAAUUGUAUUUAAAUCACCUCCGCCAAAACCAAGAAAAACACUGCCGAUGUCAAAAGCCAAUUUCGGAAUAUAUUUUAAUUCCCAAAUGGAAUAUUUUUUCACUUCCGAUGUGGAUUCUUCAAGUGACACAGAUACUGAAAUGAUAAAACCGCCAACAAAAACUGCAAAAAAAAAGAAGAAAAAGAAGAAACAAAUUCGUUCUUUGCCGAAAUCGAAACCACAUCCGGUUGUAACUCUUCCAGUUGAUUUUUCCGAUACUGAAAUAAUUUUAAAUAAAAAGAAACAAAGUAUAUCAACGCAUGAACUGAUUUCCGAAACAAGAAUUAGGUCCCAAUCUUGGCAAAGAGGAACAACCGGAAAUCAAGGGCCAACCGUUAAAAAUUUGUUGGAGAAUAAACGAAGUACUGCACGUCAAUUGGCUGAAGUUCAAGCUAAAUUACUUUCGUUAAGAAAUAAGUUGUGGUUUGGCGUUGGUGAUAAUGACUAUUUGGAUUCUACAACGCCUUUAAUUUGGGACACUAAUUCUAUGUGUAUUACAAAUAAUCCCCCGUUAAAAACAAAAAAGAAACAUCAAAAGCAUGAUAAAGAUAAAAAAAGUAAAGUAUUAAAA